Phragmites australis (common reed) is the source of this 1678-nucleotide messenger RNA. RefSeq names its product eukaryotic translation initiation factor 4G-like. The transcript has 3 exons. Gene Ontology annotation, cellular component: eukaryotic translation initiation factor 4F complex. Bases 486 to 1508 code for a protein of 340 amino acids. NCBI's taxonomy places the organism in Eukaryota, Viridiplantae, Streptophyta, Magnoliopsida, Poales, Poaceae. Gene Ontology annotation, molecular function: translation initiation factor activity; protein binding; mRNA binding. The record is from RefSeq and is a predicted model, not a curated record.
CGGCACUGUGAUGAAACCACUUGUCGUCUAACACUGUAUGGGCGUGCUACCAUGGUGUUGUGAUAGCUUUCGUCGUAAUAAGACGCCUCACACCCUCCCACACAGCACCACCCCGACCUUCGUUUCGUGUCCACUCCAACAACACCCCCCCCCCCCGGGUCUCAGGUUCGCCGUAGCCACGACAAAACCAUAGACGUCGCCGCCUCCACCGGACCGGAUCCCUCAGGUGCGUGCGUGCCCCACCGGCGAGGGGCGAGUCCAGCCUCCAGCGUGUAGUUGGUUUCGCGGCGCGAUUUAUUUGUUUGUUUCUGUUGGAGUCUUAAUGGGUGGUUUGCGAUUGCAUCAGGGAAGCUCACAUAUAUCUUUUAGUUAUACGUGCUGGCGUACGUGCAACCAGGUUAACUGCCUUAUGCUUUUCUUUUGGUUUUGCUUCUUGAUUAGGGGAAUCCUCCAAGGGAUUUAGCAAUCAAUUUGAUAGUGUAAACAUGGAAGGCAUCCCGCAAUUUCCUGCUAGGGCAAGCACAACUAACCCGGACUUGGAUGAGCAAAAACGUAAUCAGGCACUUCCAGAAGAACUUAAGGUUGCACCUUCCACGCCUGUAGAACUAGAUCUUAAACAGCAGCCAUUGCAGCAUCAACCAUAUAGGUUUGUUGGUCCUCUGAAGAAUAAUGUUGAGAUUACUCAUGCAGAAGCUCAUGAAGAACUGAAUCUUGAUAAGAGGAUGGGACCUUCUCCAGUUGCCCCCAUGCAAAUAAUGCACAAAGCAAAGAAAAAGUAUGUUGUUGGAAAAGUUUCUGGCCUGGAAGAGGUGAAGCUAAGGCAGCUGAAUGCCAUUCUUAACAAACUGACUCCACGAAACUUUGAGAAACUCUUUAAAAAAGUGAAGGAGGUUAACAUUGAUAAUGUGGUAACACUUUCAGGGUUCGUUUCACGGAUAUUUCACCGAGCUUUGAUGGAACCAACUUUCUGUGAAAUAUAUGCUAAUUUUUGUUCCCGCUUGGCUUCGAACUUGCCGGACUUUAGUGAGGACAAUGAAAGAAUUACAUUCAAGAGAUUACUUUUGAACAAAUGUCAAAAGGAGUUUGAGAGGGGUGAAAGGGAAGAAGCUGAAGCUGGCAAAACAGAGGAGGAAGGUGGGAUUGAUCAAACCAAAGAGGAGAGGGAGGAGAGGAGAAUCUGUGCUCGAAGGCGCAUGCUGGGAAACAUUACUUUUUUUGGAGAAUUGUACAAAAAGAGGAUGUUGACAGAACGCAUUAUGCAUGAAUGCAUUAAAAAGUUGAUAGGAGAUUUCCAUAAUCCUGAUGAAGAAAAUAUUGAAGCGCUAUGCAAAUUGAUGAGUACAAUUGGGGAGGUGAUAGAUCAUCCAAAGGCUAAGCAACACAUGGAUGCCUAUUUUGAGAUCAUGCAGAAGCUGUCAACAAGCCAGAAGUUGUCUUUUCGUGUUAGAUUUCUGUUGAGAGAUUCAAUGGAUCUCAGGACGAAUAAAUGGCAGCAGAAUGUAAAGUGAUCUCGUUUCCUGCAGAUAUCUGGGGAUUCUCAGCUCUUGUGUGAAGUUUAUUUCGCUAUGUCGGUGGUGCUUUGCCAUCCUACUUAUUUAUGUAGAGCGAGCAUGCAAAUUAUGUCCUUUUCAUCAGUUUUGCGAUGUAGCUUGUCUGCUGUUUGACUAUGAGCCUGUGA